CCGAAACGACGUCGUUUAUGUUUGUUACCCCUUUUACUGCUCUCUACCCUCACUCAUCGACGUUGCGGUGGUCACUGAGAAGUUGACGGCGUUUCUUGUUGCGCUGUGGUCCAUCAACACUCCACUUACCUUCACGUGGAACCAUCAUCAACGUUCGCCACCGCCUGUAAUCGGAUAUUCACAGUUUGCAGAGAUUAAGAAGUUUUCUAAUACAAGUGACCUACAAGUAAAAUGUUACCUAUUCAUAGGUUGUCUUGUCACAUUUCUGAAUUACAAGCGUUGGUUUCUUCAUUCCACCAAUCAAUAACACAAAACCCAAUUCUUGCUUUGGAACUUCUAGCCAAAGCACUAGACCAAAACCCAAAUAUCAAAACCUUGAAAAAUUUCCACUCCAAGAUUUUUUAUCUCAAUUCACACCAAAACCCAUCUCUGGGGAUCAAACUCAUGAGGGCAUAUGCUGCAUGUGGAGAACCCGGGAUGACACGCAAGGUGUUUGAUGAAAUUUUUGAGAGGAAUGUUGUUUUCUACAAUGUCAUGAUCAGAAGCUACGUGAAUAACCGCUGGUACAAUGAUGCAUUGUUUGUUUUUAGGGACAUGGUUAAUGGAGGGUUUAAACCUGAUAAUUAUACAUACCCUUGUGUCCUUAAGGCUUGCUCUUGCUCUGACAAUUUGAGCUAUGGUUUGCAGCUUCAUGGAGCUGUGUUGAAGGUUCGACUGGAUUUGAAUUUGUUUGUUGGUAAUGGUCUGAUUGCUAUGUAUGGGAAAUGUGGAUGCCUGGUUGAGGCCCGGCAUGUUCUUGAUGAAAUGGUAUGCAGGGAUGUUAUUUCGUGGAACUCAAUGGUUGCGGGGUACGCACAAAAUAUGCAGUUUGAUGAUGCGUUGCAGAUUUGUAGAGAAAUGGAUGAUUUGGGACAACAACCAGAUUGUGGUACAAUGGCUAGUCUCAUGCCAGCUGUAGCCAACACUUCGUCGGAGAAUGUUUUGUAUGUUGAGAAGAUUUUUGAAAAUUUGGAGAGGAAGAGUUUGAUAUCUUGGAAUGUGAUGAUAAGAGUUUAUAUGAAAAACUCCAUGCCCAAAAAAGCUGUGGAUAUGUAUUUGCAAAUGGAAAAAGGUGGAAUGGAACCAGAUGCAAUCACAUGUGCUAGUGUUCUUCCAGCAUGUGGGGAUCUUUCGGCAUUGUUGUUAGGAAGGAGGAUUCAUGAAUAUAUUGAGAGGAAGAAAUUGUGUCCAAAUUUGCUAUUGGAGAAUUCUUUGAUAGACAUGUAUGCUAGGUGUGGAUGUUUAGAAGAUGCAAAAAGAGUGUUUGACAGAAUGAAGUUUCGCGAUGUUGCAUCAUGGACUUCAUUGAUAUCUGCUUAUGGUACGACCGGGCAAGGCAGUAGUGCUUUGGCACUCUUCACAGAAAUGCUAAAUUCAGGUCAAAGUCCAGAUUCUAUUGCAUUCGUCGCAAUUCUCUCGGCAUGUAGCCAUUCAGGAUUAUUGGAUGAAGGGAAACUUUACUUUAAACAGAUGACAAAUAAUUAUAGAAUAACACCAAGAAUCGAACACUUUGCUUGUUUUGUUGAUCUAUUAGGACGUGCCGGGCGAGUAGAUGAGGCCUAUAAUUUUAUCAAACAGAUGCCAAUUGAGGCAAAUGAAAGAGUUUGGGGGACACUACUUAGCGCUUGCAGGGUGUAUUCAAAUAUGGAUAUUGGACUUGUAGCAGCUGACAACCUACUUCAAUUAGCUCCUGAGCAAUCAGGUUACUAUGUGUUGUUAUCUAAUAUUUAUGCAAAGGCUGGUAGAUGGAAAGAAGUAACAGAAAUUCGAUCACUAAUGAAGAAAAGAAAAAUUCGGAAAACGCCUGGCAUCAGUAAUGUUGAGCUAAACAAUCAAGUUCAUACGUUUCUUGCAGGCGACACGUCGCAUCCGCAGUCAAAGGAGAUAUAUGAAGAGCUAGGUGUGCUGGUGGGGAAGAUGAAAGAGUUAGGAUAUGUACCUGAGACUGAUUCUGCACUUCACGAUGUGGAGGAGGAGGAUAAGGAAGGCCAUCUAGCUGUUCAUAGUGAAAAGUUAGCUAUUGUGUUUGCUCUUUUGAAUACACAAGAGUCUCAAAUCAGAAUUACCAAAAACCUUCGUGUUUGUGGAGAUUGCCAUAUUGCUGCUAAGUUAAUCUCCAAAAUAGUUGAACGUGAAAUUAUUGUUAGAGAUACUCAUAGAUUCCACCAUUUUAAGGAUGGUGUUUGCUCUUGUGGUGAUUAUUGGUGAGGUUUCUGAUGAAAAUUUAAUUGCAACUUGCCACUAUAAUUACUAUAAUUUGGCAAUUUUGCUGUGGAAUUUGGUUGUGUGUAAAUAUUGUUAGAUUAUUCGUAGUAGAUGCUAAAAAAGGCCAGGUUAACCAGAGCUCAAUUACUUCCGCACAAUGUAAUUCCGAUGAUUCACUCUUGAUGUCUGGAUCUAAUGAUGUGAUUUUUAUCUGGAGCUAUAUAGAUGGAAUGGAACCCUCCACUUCACUACUAUCUUAAACUCACUACUACUGCACUUUUUAUCUGGUGUAUUUUUCGUCAGUCCCCAUGGACGGUGGUGGCAAGCAGCAGCAGCUAAUGGGGGUUGGGAUUUGCUUGUUUCUUGUUAUGCUUCAUAAAAAUUGUUACUUGAAGGGCUAGACAACCUUCAUUUGCGUGAGACCCCUAUUUUGAAUCUUGAAGUGCUAAAUCUCGGAUUUCUGAUUUGGAUUAAGGAAGAUUUUGCAGUGGUUACUUUAUUUGAAGAGUUUGAUCAAACAUGACAUCAUCAAAUGUUGAUGGAAAGCCAAGAGUUGGUAUGAAAGUUUACGAUAUAAAGGUAGCUUAUCAAUUUUGGCUUGGAUAUAAUGCACAUGUUGGGUUUGGAUUGAGAAGACAUUAUGCGAACAAGAGUAAAAGAAGACUAAAAAAAGACAGUACUAUAUCAUCAUGUAGAUUUGCUUGUUGCAAGGAAGGGCUAUGAAAGGACAAAUUCUGGAAGGGACCAAUGAGAUAAAAUAUGGAGAAUUAGAGUAGAAGGAUUCAAUUGGAGUAAUGUGUUUAUAAGCAUUUUCUUACACAACCUGUGGAUAGACCAAUUUGAUACAUACAUAUGGAUCUUAUCAACAUGGUGUAUGCAAACACCACAUGACAACUAUUUAGCAUUACUGGAAUAGUUUUGUUUUAAUACGGUGUGACAGCAAUGACAUCAGCAUUGCAUGAACAA
Messenger RNA from Cicer arietinum (chickpea), 3210 nucleotides. RefSeq names its product putative pentatricopeptide repeat-containing protein At3g49142. Gene Ontology annotation, biological process: RNA modification. Gene Ontology annotation, molecular function: protein binding; RNA binding; zinc ion binding. Lineage: Eukaryota; Viridiplantae; Streptophyta; Magnoliopsida; Fabales; Fabaceae. The record is from RefSeq and is a predicted model, not a curated record.